GUACAGGAGGCAGGAUGAGAGGGGUACAGGAUGCAGGAUCUUUGCAUGAAAACACAGAGCUGACGGAGGGUCCGCUAAGUACACACCCAGAGCUGAUGCAUGCUGUCAGUAUACUCAUUUUGUGGGAAGAGGAGGAGAUGCGUUAUCCAUGCCAGCAGUGUGCUCAUUGAUAGCUGGUCGCCCUGAGCUCCUCACUUCACUGGAGCUCCAGACCCAGGACACAACAUUAGAGGAGCUGCAGAACCUGGACCCCAAAUUAGAGGAGCUCCGGACCCAAGACCCCACAUAAGAGGGACUCCAGACCCAGGACCCCACAUAAGAGGGACUCCAGACCCAGGACCCAACAUUAGAGGAGCUCCGGACCCAAGACCCCACAUAAGAGGGACUCCAGACACACACAAAAAACACAUUAGAGUUUCAUACCAAGGACCCCAUAUUAGAGGACCUCCUGCCCCAGCACCCCACAUUAGGGGACUCCAGAUAAAGGACCCCAUAUUAGAGGACCUCCCAACCCAGGACCAAACAUUAGGGGACUCCAGAUAAAGGACCCCGUAUUAGAGGACCUCCCGACCCAGAACCCCACAUUAGGGGAACGCCACUCUUCGGUUCCCCACAUCCUAAGAGCUCCACUUUCUGCCCCAUCAUGACCUCCAACUCGUCACUGUAUGUCCCUCUCCUGGAGAGCUCCCUCCUCCUGCAAGAGGUCCAGGACUACCUGCUGGCCACCAACCUAUCCAACCUGUCCGACCUGGCCACCGGGCACAUAGUGUCUGAGGACGACCUGGACGUGAACACCCACUUGUUCUCCAAGGUUCUGGUGACCAUCAUCUACCUGGCGCUGUUCGUGCUGGGCUGUACAGGUAACGCGGUGACUGCAUACACCUUGCUGGGUAGGAGGUCCCUCCAACACCUGCAGAGCACGGUCCACUACCACCUGUCCAGCCUGGCCCUCUCAGACCUGCUCAUAUUGCUGCUCAGCAUGCCCAUCGAGACCUACAACUUCAUCUGGGUCCACCACCCCUGGGCGUUCGGGGACCCGGUCUGCCGGGGCUACUACUACCUGCGGGACACCUGCACCUAUGCCACCGCCCUCAAUAUCGCCAGCCUGAGCGUGGAGAGGUACAUGGCCAUGUGUCACCCCUUCAAAGCCAAGUCCAUUAUGUCCCGGAGCCGGACCAAGAAACUCAUCGCCCUCAUCUGGCUGGCAUCGGGGCUCCUCGCCACCCCUAUGAUAUUUACUAUGGGGCAGAUCUACGGCCUGGGCAAGGAGGACCCCGACCACCUCAUCUGCACCCGGACCGCAGACAUGGCCACCUUCAAGACCGUCAUACAGGUCAACGCUUUCCUGUCCUUUGUGUUCCCGAUGGUAGUGAUCUCGGUGCUGAACACAAUCAUCGCCAACCAGCUUAUCAUUAUGGUGAAGCAAUCUCAACAGGAGAACCAAGUGUGCACCAUCGGAGGACAGCAGACCGUCCUGAACAUGCCUAUGGAGCCCAGUCGAAUCCAGUCCUUAAAGCAUGGCGUCCGAGUUCUACGAGUGGUGGUUAUUGCGUUCGUCGUGUGCUGGCUGCCAUACCAUGUCCGGAGGUUGAUGUUUUGUUACGUUCCAUCAGAGAUGUGGACAGACGCCCUGAAUGACUUCUACCACUACUUCUACAUGCUGACCAAUGUUCUGUUCUACGUUAGCUCCACCAUCAACCCAAUUCUUUACAACCUGGUUUCUGCUAAUUUCCGACAGACAUUUGUCUCCACGCUGAGUGUUUUGUGCCCACCAUGGAGAAGAAAGAAAAGCCACCCAUCUUUCACCAGGAAAUCAAACAGCAUAUCCAGUACCAACCAUACGUUUUCUACCCAGAUCACACGGGAGACUCCUUAUUGAGUUCCCGGGACUCGAUAAGCACCCGCUCAGUCCUGUCAUCGUCUGUCUAUCGCUGGUGUCUGUUCAUAUAACACCUUCCUGGUCGUUCUGUUUCAAGAAACGUGUUUGGCUCCUAAUUAUUUGCACAUAAGUGAUAAAAACUGACAUUUCAGGUGUCUUCAAUGUUCAAGAUGUUAUGGGUUAAGAGGACAAAAUAAAACAUCAUCUUUUUGGUGAAAUUAAUUCCUAAAUAGAUGGGAAUUCAUGUUUUCCCAUCGAGAAACAGACUGACAUUUGUUUUGCAAAAUUUCACAUUUUGCAGGAAUUGUAGCAGUGAUUGCGAAGAUGUAGUAAAGCACUGUAAAUAUGUUAUUAAAUAUAGUUACUGUUGAUAAUAGUUUGAAACAUUCUGACUGAAGUCCUCAAAACUCCAUCCAUGGUCCACAAAUGAUUCUGUCCCUCCAUGAGUUUCUAAAGAGCAAAUAUAAUCCGAAGUGAAACUCGUCCAUAAGAUACCAGAGUCACUGUCCCACUUGGUGUAAGUAAAUUGGCGUCAAAAUAGUAUGGAGGAAAAACAGAUUUAAAAAUCUUCUGAGGGAUUCAUUCACCAAACUCCAAAUUAUAGAGAAAUGGAAAUCCAAAUGGCAAAAUGUAGGGAACCAUUUCUAAUUUAUAAAUCUUUUCCAACUCACCUCUCAUUCAAUUUUCAGUUUGCAGCAGUUUGACGUUCAGUAAAGAAAAUCGCUACUGCUGUUGGUUUUUGUCCACAGGGUCCCUUUAAAUAGACACUACCAUCACUUCAGCAUUAAAUGUAAUUUACAAUUGUUGUAUAAUCAUUGAUUACAUAAAUAAGUAACAUUGUGGCUGUAGUGUCACUAAACGAAUCCCUAUAAUUAACACACACUGUAAGCCUAUGUAAAGGCUAGCUAAUGACUGAGUAUAGUGUUUUGGUUUUUGUUCGCUCCUCUGUAUAAAAUCAAUAUGGAUAUAUGGAUACAGCAUUUCACUCACAAAGACUUCUCCCAGGCGAGGCCACUGCAAUUCCUAUUCUACAGGGCUGACUGAGAGUGUUCUAACAGUGAGAGCACAUCGGAUAGGUUAGCUUGUGUGUAGAGUUCUAAUAUCUGAUUUAAUUCAUGUGCCCACCACUAAGUGGCCCUACGACAGAGAUGGCACACCAGAUGUUUUUAAACUACAUUUCCCAGGAUGCUCAGUCCGUUUUGAUGUGUUAGUGUUAGCCAUCACUGGGCUAGGUGUGGAUAAUAAAAAUAUUCAGUGGGGUACACCUGCAGAAUGGGCCUUGAUAUAUACCUGGUACGUAUUACAUUGCCUUAAUCUCUCCCCUAUCUCUCUCUUUUCCUGGUUUAGUGAGAUAGGAAUUUCGACCUUUGUAGGCAGUGUUAGGACCAAUCUGCGUUAAGUGCAAUGUUGCCUUCAUUGCCUGUGGCAUGAGAUGUACACUGAUUAAUGCACAAAUAGAAUGGAUUAAAAGUUAGGAAAUUAAUGGAAAUAACCCGACAAAGUAUUUUGGUUCCAAAUUCGACUUGAUGGGUUAGAUUGUAUCUGAUUCGUGCCCUGUAAGAUACAUUGUGUGUAACCUGACCGCCAGAAUGGAGGGAUUCUCCGGAGCAGAUCUUCUGUCUCUAAAAAAAACUCCAGGAAACAAAAUAUCCCAUGAGAUUGGAUUUCCUUCUGCGCCACAUGGAGAACGAUGAUCAAAUCCAACAGACAAGGGAAGGAGAAGGACACAAACUGCAGUGGAGUUUAGCAGAGGAGCAGGACAGCUUCCCGAAGCAUUAUGUAGACAUAUAUUGAAAAGUUGGCGUAAUGGGAGGAGUUUGUGCCAUACUGACAAUAAUUCAUACUUGUUGCCAUUUGAUACCAUGUAGAUAAUAUUUUAUGAUGUUAUACUAUGUUAUGUAAAAGGGUGAGAAGUCAGAAUUUAACUAUUUUCAGUGAAUUUGAAAAAAUGUUUUAUUAUUCUGUAAAUCUGAAUUUACCAUUACAAUUAUUACUGGCAUUUAUAAAGCUGCAACAAAUUCAGCAGCGCUGUCAUCAUACGGACAAGCACAAUAUAAAUAACAUGCUUUAUUACUGAUUAUUAAUUACACUUUAACUAGCCAAUCAUGACUUAUUGACUAGUCCAAUACACUAUCCCUAAUUUGGUGUCCACAGACUAGCACCUGCUGUGCAGUCAGCUCCACUAAUUGCAAUCUGGCUCUUUACGUCUCAUUAAAAUAUGGGCAAAUACCGUGUCCCUGCUCUGGGUGAGUGUACUGUGCAGAGAAAUGGGGGAGUGCCCAGAAAUUAUUUUGCAGUUAGCCCCUCUACCAACCUUGAAAUCCCCAGUUUCCAUAUUUACCAUAAAAUAGACUUACUGGACUUCUAAUGGGGUUCUGGAGAUCCUGAACCCCUAAACUUCAACAGAGAAGUAUAUAUCAUGGACCCUAAGAUUAAUUGGGGAGUACUGCAGUUCCUGAACCCCAAGACUUACAUCAGACUAAUACAUAACUGGAACCCCAAUACUUGUGAAAGAGUACUACUAAUCCUGAACCCCAAUACGUUCAAUGAGGUAUAACUAAUCCUGAACCCCGAGGGUUUUCUACUAACCCUGAGCCCCAAUACGUUUACAGGGGAACCACUAAUCUUGGACUCCAAUACCUUUAAUUGGGUAAUAAUACUAAUCUUGCACCUUUAAUGGUGAAUUACUGAUCCUGAACCCCCAGAGUUUUAUUGGGGUACUGCUGCUCAUGAAACAAUACAAAAAUGUACAUUUUAAAGUUAAAAAAGUUAAAGUUUUUAGAAAACUAAGCACUGACACCCCCAGAUCUAAACAUGCACCCCUGUCAAGGCCAGCACUGAAUUCUAGCGAGAUAUUAUAGUCUGCUGUAUAUUGUGCGAAGCGGUCUUGUGUCGUGUAAACCCUGCGUUCGGUCUAUCUUCUCCUUGAUGUGUAAGAUCCAACAUACGCACUUUAACUCUUCGUGGUAUUAAUUUAUGUUUGUUCAGAAAUUCUUGUUAAAGUAUUUGUUGUAUAUAAUUCUUAAUAUUUCAAUUAAAUGGGUUGAUCCUG
Pelobates fuscus (common spadefoot toad) is the source of this 4931-nucleotide messenger RNA. RefSeq names its product neurotensin receptor 1 (gene NTSR1). The record is from RefSeq and is a predicted model, not a curated record. The transcript has 4 exons. Gene Ontology annotation, cellular component: plasma membrane. Lineage: Eukaryota; Metazoa; Chordata; Amphibia; Anura; Pelobatidae. Gene Ontology annotation, molecular function: G protein-coupled neurotensin receptor activity. Gene Ontology annotation, biological process: neuropeptide signaling pathway. Bases 644 to 1879 code for a protein of 411 amino acids.